AUGGGCGUGGCCGCAGCACCUCUUGCGCUAACGCUCUGCUUAGACGGUGGCGGCGGCGGCGGCGGCGGCGGCGGCGGCGGCAGCAGCGGCGGCGGCGGCGGCCGCCCGCACGAGGCGUUUGCUGUGGCGGAGGCAAGCGAGGAAGAGGAAGAUGAGGAUGAGGAGGAUGAGGAGGCGGAGAAUGUGGAAGAGGAGGAGGAGGAGCAAGAGAAUGAAGAUGACGAGCCAUUGGCCGAAGUGGGCGCGGAUGGCAGCUUCCACUGCGGGGAGAUCCGUGCCGAGGGCCUGCCGGUGGGCGAGGGCAUACCCUCAGAAGAGGACCUGUUUGCCAGCCUCAACUGUCAGCGAGGCUUCAACUGCACCCGCGCGGAGCUGAGCGAGGACAUUAAGCAGCUGUACCAGACCGGCCUGUUUGAGUCGGUGAAUGCUCGCGUGUUACCGCAGAAGAAGGGCAAGUUUAAGGUGGUGUUUGAUUUUGUCGAGAAGCGCUACCCCGAGAUUCAAACCUUCAAUGUGGAAGGCGCAAAAGUGUUGCCAACAGCCGUGGUGAAGGAGGUUCAGGAAAAGCUGGCAGAGUACAAGGGACAGCCCUUCACCAUGCAGACGAUGGCGGUGAUAAAAAACAUGGUCGAGGGCUGGUACACGUCGCGCGGCUUUGGACUGUCCUACAUCUCCCAUUUCACUGGCAUGCCCACGGGCGACGUGGUGGCACACAUUGUGGAGGGCAAGACCGCCAAAGUCAGCGUGGUGCAUGUGGAUGAGGAGGGCAACCCCUCCAAGACCGCCGGGAACAUCUCAUCAUCAUUCAUCCUCAAGCAUUGCCCUGUGGAGGUUGGCACGCUGUACAACAUGAACGAGGGCCGGAAGACGCUGCAGAAUGUGUUUGCGCUGGACCUCUUUGACAACGUGCAGAUCUUGCCGCGGCAGAACGAGAAGGACCCAUCUCGCGUGGACGUGGAGGUGAUGGUGCGAGAGAAGCCGACGCAGACCGCUGAUAUCGAAGCCGAGUGGGGCAUUGCACCAGGCGACAACGGCAAGCCCGGUAUUGUCAGCCUGGUUCCGGGCGGGACCAUCACCUAUGAGAACCGCAACCUGUUGGGCAAUGCUGCCAGUAUUGCUGCCAGCAUCAACACCAAGAACUUUUUGGCUCCUGCCGAUGAUCUCUCCUUCCGUGUGCAGUACAGCCAGCCCUACAUGUAUGGGCUGGACGAUCCCAAGCGCACCCGUCUCACUGCCUCUUUGUUCAACGGCCGCAAGAUUUGUGGCGUGUUCACCCCAGGCCCUGGCGGCGAGGAGGUGCCCGCCGUGUGGGUGGACCGCACUGGUGCCAAGGUUGGCAUCACUGAGCAGUACAGCCGCAACUCAAAGGGCACAUUGGCGCUGGUGGCACAGGUGCACUGGGACUUUAGGGAGAUCACCUCGCGUGACGAGACGGGUGCCCCCUGCACCCGCGGCAUGCGCACCACGCCCUUUGGGCAGUAUGUAGCAGACGGGCCUCCGACUGACAAGGGCGUGGACCGCGUGCUGUCUGCCCAGGCUGCCCUGACCCGCGAUACAACUUAUCUCGUGAAUGGUGCCCAGGUUGGCGCUCGCGACAUUUGCACGGUUGAGCAGGGCCUCGGCAUUGGCAGCGGAGCGCCGCUGUUCAACCGGAUGGAGGCACAGUGCACGCGGUUUUGGAAGCUGACGACUCCACGCGGGAAGAGCGCGCCGGUGACGCUGGUGGCCCACGGCAAAGUGGGCAACACCGUUGGGGAUCUGCCGGCUUACGACGCCUUCUUGCUUGGCGGCCCCUUUUCGGUGCGUGGUUACAAUGUUGGCGAGCUGGCGGCCUGCCGGCGAUACGCUGAGGCAGCGGCCGAGCUGCGCGUGCCGGUAUUGGGCCAGCAGCUGUUUGCGUUUGCCGAGUAUGGGAGCGACCUGGGAAGCUCAGGCGAGGUGAGGGGCAACCCCACUCUCUACUACCGCAGGGCGGGAAGUGGCAGCAGCUAUGGUGCAGGGGUCAGAGUGGGCGCAGUCCGCUGCGAGGCGAUCAGGGACAACAACUCUGGCAACUGGCACGCUUACCUUGCGUACGGGGAGCGGUUCUGA
Molecule: messenger RNA, 2091 nt
Organism: Chlorella variabilis
Lineage: Eukaryota; Viridiplantae; Chlorophyta; Trebouxiophyceae; Chlorellales; Chlorellaceae
Exons: 18
Coding region: 1-2091 (696 amino acids)
Cellular component (GO): chloroplast outer membrane
Source: RefSeq, a predicted model, not a curated record